CCAGUUGACUCGAGCUCCAGAGACGCAGCCGUCCAGUCACACCCAUACAGCAUUUAUCCUUUUCAUUUGUUUCCUGUUUUACGUGUCUCGUUUCUUUAGUUUGUGUGAGUCUAGUGUAGGGAACAGCGGACACGCGGUGAAGAUAUUGAAGCUUGACUUUGGAUAAUAACCGAUCUUGAAGUGUCAAAGUGCGCAUCGGAUAACCGAAAAUAACGGCAAACGCACGCGCGAACAGGUCGGCAACAAAGCUUUUCUUUCGCGUUAUGAGGACAGCUGGAGAUACAGACAGUGGGAAACAGAAGAGCAGAAACCAGUGUCUCCCACAGGGCAAGAUGCUGGGAGGGUCAGGACGGGUCAGGACGGAGCGGUUCUGCCCUGUCUGGUGGUCCGUGCUGGUGUAUCUCUUUCUCCGUCUGCCUGAGGCGAACUGCAUGAAGGAGAGCGUGCCGAGAGUUAAUCUUAGUUACAAAGAGCUGAUCCAUUCUCGAAGCGUGGUGCCGUUUAUGGGUUCCAGCGAGGGACAGCAGUUUCAGACAAUCCUAUUGGAUGAGGAGAAAGGCAGAUUACUGCUAGGUGUUAAAGACCACAUCUACCUGCUGGAUCCAGACAACAUCAAUAAACACCCCAAAAAGAUGAGCUGGCCAGCUCCGCGAGACAGGGUUGAUAUGUGUACCCUGGCAGGCAAAAACCCUCUCACCGAAUGUGCUAAUUUCGUACGAGUUUUGCACAGCUACAACCGGACCCAUGUCUACGCCUGUGGCACCGGAGCUUUUCACCCUACCUGUGUUUUCUUAGAGGUCAAAGGUUACAAAGAGGACAGCUGGCUUCAUCUCCACAGCACCAGUGUUGAAUCCGGUCGACUGAAAUGUCCUUUUGAUCCACAACAGCCUUUUGCUUCGGUACUGACAGAUCAGUAUCUGUACGCUGGCACCGCGUCGGAUUUCCUGGGGAAGGACAGCACGUUUAGUCGCUCUCUAGGCCCGUCCCCUGACCAGCAGUACAUCCGCACGGACAUCUCUGAAGACUACUGGAUCUAUGAGGGCAAGUUUAUUGCUGCCCAUCCCAUCGCAGAUACCUACAACCCUGACGAUGACAAGAUUUACUUCUUCUUCCGAGAGGCGUCCCGUGAUGGAAGCACAAAGGACAAAAGCGUUCUGUCUCGUGUCGCCCGCGUCUGCCGGAAUGAUGUUGGGGGCUUGAGAAGUCUCACCAAUAAAUGGACCACGUUCCUCAAAGCAAGACUUGUGUGUUCCAUUCCCGGACCAGAUGGCGUUGAUACACACUUCGAUGAGCUCCAGGAUGUCUUUCUGCUCCCUAGCAGGGAUGAGAGAAGUCCAAUGGUGUAUGCGGUAUUCACCACCACAAGUGCUAUCUUUAAAGGAUCAGCCGUGUGUGUGUAUGACAUGCAAGACAUCCGUGCUGUGUUUAAUGGACCAUAUGCUCAUAAAGAGGGACCGGAGCAUCGCUGGGUGGAGAAUGAAGGCCGAAUCCCAUAUCCACGACCAGGCACAUGCCCAAGUCGGACGUAUGAUCCUCAUAUAAAAACCACUAAAGACUUUCCAGAUGAAGUCAUCAGUUUCAUACGAGUGCAUCCGCUAAUGUACCGCUCCGUCUACCCAAUGACGGGCCGACCCAUCUUCACACGUAUCAACACAGAGUACAGGCUCACGCAGAUCGUUGUGGACCGUGUGUCUGCUGAGGACGGACAGUAUGCUGUUAUGUUUUUGGGCACUGAUACAGGAUCAGUUUUGAAGGUUGUUAGCAUCACUCAGGAAAACUGGUCCACUGAGGAGAUCAUCUUAGAAGAGCUUCGGGUGUUCAAGAACCCCACACCUAUCCUCAACAUGGAAAUAUCCUCAAAACAGCAGCAGCUGUUUGUUGGAGGAAGCGACGGGUUGGUGCAGGUGGCCCUGCACAGGUGUCAUAUUUAUGGACAGGGCUGCGCCGAAUGCUGUCUGGCUAGAGACCCGUACUGCGCCUGGGACGGCACCCAGUGCUCCAGAUACAUUCCAGCCUCCAAAAGGAGGGCCAGAAGACAAGACAUCAAACAUGGAGACCCAUCCAGCCAUUGUUGGGACACUGAAGAUGUGUUGGGGAGGAACGUGGAGGAGAAGGUGAUGUACGGAGUGGAGAGUAACUCCUCUUUUCUUGAGUGCGUUUCUAAAUCCCAGCAGGCCCAAAUCCGCUGGUUCGUACUGAAGCCGGGAGCGGACCACCGCCAAGAGAUCAAACCAGAUGAACGCGUGAUCGUAACAGAGCGGGGCUUGCUGAUUCGUUGGCUCCAGCGCGGGGAUGCAGGUUCUUACUUCUGCACCUCCCAGGAACACAGCUUCACCCGCACACUUCUCCAGGUCUCCCUUCACGUCCUGGAACGCGGGCAAAUUCACGGACACACGGGUUCGCAGGGAUCGUCAGAAAACCCGGCCGAACAACGGCAGCUUUAUAAGGAUUACCUGCGUGUGUUGAGCGGCUCCGCGCGCUCUAUAGAUGAGUACUGUGAAACGCUCUGGCACAGAGAGAAGAAGCAGAAGCAGAAGGGCAAAUGGAAACACACCCAGGAGUUUCGCAAAAGCAGGAAUAGGCGUCACCACUAGGGGGUGCCAGUCAUAACAGUGCCUGCCUAAGGGAGUGGGCAGUGUUGGAUUCGGUUGUGAGGUUAGAUGGGUCACAAUGUCCACUAAGUAGUGUGGAUGAGCUGCCCUUGAAUUCAGUACCAAAUAGAAAGAGUAAACAUUUCUUUGCUCGAAUGGGCUGUUUAUAAAACAAGAAUUUGUGUCAUUUGGUAUCAGUUAAAUGACCCAAAUCUACAAUUUGCAAAAUAAGCCAGAUGUGACCAGAAGUCAAGUCAACUUGACUGCUUUUUGAAAUAUGUCCCAAUCUAGAGGUUUAUUAAAGCCUCAUUGGACUAGAAGACCAUGGCAUACUAAACUUCUAGCCUCCUUGACUUUUAUAACCUAUAAUCGUAUACACACAGGGGUCGUCGAGUCUUUAUUCUCACUGGUAACAUCUGGAUUAUAGUCUUUCAAAGCACCAGUUCGUUGCAUCUUAAUUUUAAUCAAGAACUAAUGCAUUCAUGUUGAAUGUAUGUAAAUAUUUAUAUAUUUUUGUACAUGAAAUUGUGCAUGCUUACCAUAAUAUACAGUGUUUUUUUGUCUUCUGAGUCUACAAUUAUAACCAAGCAUUGACGUUACAUGUAAAGGACAUUAUUUUUGUAUGUUUGCAAUGUGUCUUACUGUAGGUUGUUUGUUAAUGAGGCUAUUUAAAAUAACAAUGUUUUUAAAAUAAAAUCUUUUGUAUUUCUACGUAGCUGUGCAGUAAGGAAUGUACAAAAUAUUAACUUUAG
Messenger RNA from Triplophysa rosa, 3343 nucleotides. RefSeq names its product sema domain, immunoglobulin domain (Ig), short basic domain, secreted, (semaphorin) 3D (gene sema3d). Gene Ontology annotation, biological process: semaphorin-plexin signaling pathway; positive regulation of cell migration; negative regulation of axon extension involved in axon guidance. The coding region runs from base 264 to 2594 and encodes 776 amino acids. The record is from RefSeq and is a predicted model, not a curated record. Gene Ontology annotation, molecular function: chemorepellent activity; semaphorin receptor binding. NCBI's taxonomy places the organism in Eukaryota, Metazoa, Chordata, Actinopteri, Cypriniformes, Nemacheilidae. The transcript is spliced from 18 exons.